AUGGCUUGGGCUUGUGUUAUGCCUGAGGAAUUAUCUGUAGUUCCAAGAGGUCUUGUAUGUUUAGCAAAUCUUCAUACGCGUCAUCAUCCAGUACAUCGUUCUAUUUGGGAAUUACUUGAUAAAGAACGACCUAAUGCGCCAUUACGUUAUCGACUUGUAGAUAUUGAUGAACAAUAUCCACAUAGCAAAGCAAAACGUGCUACAUAUGAAUGGUAUGUUCCGAAAGGCAUACUCAAAACAAAUUGGAUGCAUAAACAUUUACAUUUAGUACCAAGUUUAAUAGUUAUCUUUUUUGAACUUGAUUGGAAUGAUCCAUUAUUUAAAGAUAAACAAAAUGAUUUAAAAAAUAAAAUUGAUAUGGUCAGAACAAAUCUUGAUGGCCGUACUGCUACUAUUUCAGUAGUACUUCUUCAAAAUAAAAAUAGUUUUCCAACGGUCGAUGAUGUCUAUAGUUCCGAACGUGAUCAAAUGGCUAAUACACUUUGUACUUAUUUUGAUAUACCAAAACGUUCUCUAUGUGUUUUACCUGUACUUCCACAACCUGAUAAUCUUUCAGCAUGGAUUGAUAGAUUAGAACAAACAUUUAUUGAAAGUAGUCAAAAUUAUUAUACGAAUGAAAUACGUCGUGUUAAAAAACAUAAAGACACAUUAAAUAAUAUAACACAUCAAUUAUUACAUAUACGUCAUCAAUUUAAAGUUGGAUUUUUUUCUGAACUUAAACAAGAUAUUCCAAGUGCUGUUAAGUCAUAUAAAAAUGCAUAUAGUUAUUUAACAGAAAAUGCUCGUAUUCAUGAUACAAAUAUACUUGAAAUGAAAAUGAUUGCUGGUUUUUUAGCUUAUAAAAUAUGUCGAAUUUCAUUUGAAUCAUCUCAACCAGUUGAAGCAAUUAAUCAUUUUCGUCGUCAUGCUGAUAUAUUUAAAAGUAAAACUGGUCCAACUGAUUUACUUUUCGAACAUAAAGCAUGGCUUUCAAAACAAUUUCAAACAUUUGGUGAUUUAUUUACACGUUGUCCAUUAGCAAUACAAACUCAACAUCCAGGGUUUUAUUAUCAAGAAGCAGCUUAUCAAUCAAUGGCUCGAAAGCAAAUUGCACAAACAUGUCGUCGAAUUGAACAACCUGAUUUUGAUUCAAGUGAAUUUUUAAAAACAACAGAAUUUUAUGGACAAAGACCAUGGAGACAACAUCAUCAAAGUAUGGAAAUAAGUGAUGCUCAAAAAGAACGAGAAGCCAUUGCUGCAUUACGAGAUGCUGAAUCUCGUGUUAAUCAUUCCGAAUUAAUUAUUUCCUUAUUAGUUCAAGCUAUUACUCAUUUUAAAAAACAUUCAUCAAAUCGAAUGAAACUUUAUUUAAUGUAUAAUCUAGCUGAAGAAUAUGUAUCAAGUAAAAAUUAUGAUAUAGCAUUAAAUUAUUAUAAUCAUAUUGUACAAGCUUAUCGAACUGAACAUUGGUGGCCAAUAUUAGAAGCGAUAUUACCUGCUGCAUUAAAAUGCGCUUAUUUGAGUGUUAAUCUUCAAGAUUGGAUACAAUUUAGUCUUGAAAUACUUAAUCCAAAUAUUAAUUUAUCGAUUCAAGUAAAAACUCAAACACAAACAAAUCUUGAAAAUUUAAUUAUUAAAAAUAUUAUACCACAAGGUGAAUGUACUAUAUCAUCAAUAAAUGAACAAUGGAAAGCACUACCUACAAAACAAAAAAUUUCAAUUGAUGCUGAUACAUUUAAAGGACUUUUGGAAUGUAAGGUCUAUUUUACUCAUGAAACUGUAUCAAUUGAUAGUGAAAUUACACUUCAAAUUGCACUCAAAAAUAAUUUUCCAUUACCUAUUGAAUUUAGUGAAUUAUUAACAUAUUUUAAUUUAAAAGAAUAUGAUGGUCUAGCUAAUGUUACUAAUGCUGAACAAUUAAAAUUUUCUUCAGGUGAACAACGAAUAUUAACUUUUAAUUUUGCACCAAAAAAUGAUCAUGUUCAACGAUUACUUGAAAUUACAUCUGUUUCAUUAACUUAUGGUAUGACAAAUGAAACUCAUGUUGAUUUUCAAUGGCGAAAUAGUUUACAAUCAAAUCCAUCUUUUCAACAAAUAUCUCUUACACCUAAAUGGCGAACAAAAGCUGGUCAUAUUCUAUGGGAAAAUUUACCAAUUAGACGAAAAACAAAUAUCAUUAUGAGAGCAGCAGAAGUAAAAUUAACUGUUGAACAUCAAUUACCUGUACUUCUCUAUGAAUCUUAUCCUAUGAAAAUUCAAAUAAAAAAUUGUGAAAAUGUUGAUAUACAUUCAGCAACUUUGACUUGUACUUGUUCAACUUCAGAUGACAGUUCUCAAACAUCAGAUGAUACUUUUCUUUCGUAUUCAAUAACGGAUAGUAAUACUGAAACAACAGCACAUUUAUGUUCAAUGACAUUUGAAAAAAUUAAAAAAGAUGCCGAAAUUGAUCAAGAUUUAUAUGUACGAUGUAAUACUAAUCGUUCUCGAGAUAUUACUAUUCGGAUGAGAAUUGAAAAUUAUCUACAAAAUGUUACACUUGUAUUUUUUUAUUACUUGAUUAUAGUACAAUUAAAAUUAAAUGAAGUAGUAACUGAAGGUUUUUGUCUUCGUACUCAACCAAUUGCUGCACCUAUUGUUCAAAAUCUUCUUGUUGGUGAAUAUAGUUUAUAUUGGAAACGAUCAAGUCAUCCACAUAUUCCUGAAUUAUGUACAACAUUUUCAUUAUCUGAUUUUAAUGUUGAACAACAACAAGUUUAUAUUGAAGUAACAAUACCAAAUCAUGUACCUUUACAAGAACCAUUUCAAAUUAAUUAUCGUAUACAUAAUCGAUCAAAUAUUGUUCAUGAAUAUAAAGUUAAUCUUGAACAAAUUAAUCUUAUUGUUGCUGUUUCUGGUAGUACAAUAACAUCAUUACUUGUUCCACCACAUAGUUCAUCAGAUGUUAGUUAUACAUUAGUUGCAACACUUUGUGGUUUUGUACAAUUACCAAAAUUUAAAUUAUCAAUGAUACGUCCACAAUCACAAGAAGUUGAUGAAUCAAUUGAUAAAACAUUACCGACACAUAUUUUUGUUGUACCAUCAUCAAAAAAUGAAUAA
Messenger RNA from Rotaria sordida, 3075 nucleotides. The record is from the annotation of a GenBank genome assembly. NCBI's taxonomy places the organism in Eukaryota, Metazoa, Rotifera, Eurotatoria, Philodinida, Philodinidae.